AUGGCUUCUGUGUCGUCGCUAGACCAAGACAUGCGCAACCUGCGCAUGUCAAAAUACACUCCGCAAGCCGCCAACGAAAUCCGCUCGUGGAUUGAACAAACGCUCGGCGAAACACUACCAUCUGGAGAUCUUCUGCAGGAUGUACUCAAGGAUGGUGUUAUCCUGUGCAGACUCGCCAACCUAGCUCUGCCCGCUCCAGGACUCAAGUUCAAAAGAUCCGCCAUGCCCUUCGUACAGAUGGAAAACAUCUCGCAUUUCCUGCGGGCCUGCGAAGCCCCUCCGCUAAACAUGCCUGCUCACGACCGCUUUCUUACCGUCGACUUGUUCGAGUCCAAAGAUCCCGCCCAGGUCCUUCAAUGCAUCAGCGCCUUUAGUCGCGUUGCUCAUGCUGUCAGCCCGGCCAACUUCCCCAACACCAUCGGCCCACAAAGGAGCGCAACUUUGAGCCCUGCCGCUACUGGUCCCGCUACAAGGAAUGCCCGACCUGUCGCUCCGAAUCCCCUUUCCGCCAAGCCUUCGUUCGCUGUCCCCUCGGCCAGAUCUAUGAGUCCUGCUCUCAGUGGAGGCUUCUCCGGCUCAAGCGCAACAGACAACGGCCUCAAAUCACCUCGAGGCACAGUUAGUAGCUGGACUAAAGCAGGUGAUCGAGGAAACACUGCGCCCGCAUGGAACAUCGCUCAGUAUGGAUAUAUGGGUGGUGCUAGUCAAGGCAACCAGGGAGUCAUGUUUGGUGGCAGAAGACAAAUCACCACUGCUGCACCUCACGUUCCUGGACAGGGCGAAUCCGAUUUCGGAAAGAGACGUCGUGAGAGGGAAGCGGAAGAAGAGCGCCUCAGACAAGAGGCCGAGGAAACCGAAUACAAGAAGCAGCACGAACGGGAGGCUGAGGAAGAGCGCGAUCGAAUUGCCGAAGAACAUAGGUGGGAAGAAGAAGCCCGUCGCACAAGAGAAAAAGAAAGACAACGGAUUCUGGAGCAAAAGCGAGAAUGGGAGGAGGAAGAGCGUCGAUGGAAGGCUCAGGAAGAAGCUCGUCAAAAAGAGCACGAAGCAGAUUUGAAAGGGCAACAUCUGAGUCAACAUCAAGCCGAUCAAGGUGCUCGCAGAUCUAGCGCACACGAAGACACGCCGGAAAGAUUGAGAGUUCGCGAACUUGAGAAACAACUCGAAGAGGCUAGGGAGCGUGAACGUCAGUAUCAACAGGAGCGUGAGGAGCGCGUGCGUCAGAACAGCAUCCACUCAAGGCCUUCUACUGCGAGAUCGGAACAGGAAGCCGACCCCAUACCUAGAGCGCCCUCACCUAAGGAUAGCGACGUUUCUUGGGCACCGAUAGAGGAUGAAGUGCUUAACAGGAAGAUGCCUGCGCCUGAGAUGCCUCACGGUUCAUCAAGACCUCUUCCGACACCAGCGACAAGGCAAACGCCAAUGCUACCUGAGCGUACAGCCUCACCAGCGGGUCCACGUCCCCUACCGGAUCCUUCAGCAUAUCGUCCUGCUUCACCAGCGCCGACACGUACAGAUCGCUACCUCGCUGAAAACCCAGCGCCGGUGUCGUCAAAGCCCGUCACUCACCAGCCACGAGAGAUGGGCUACACUUCAACAUACGAAGAACAGAAUGACAGAGACCGUCGGAUGGCUUCACAGCAGACGACUAAGGCUGGCGGGUGGGCAUCCAAGUCACUCUUGGAGCGCGAGAUGGAACGCGAAAGAGAGAGGCAGCGAGAAUGGGAAGCUAACCAGCAAGCUACUAAGGAUGUAGCCAAAGACUCGAGCCAAGGAAGCGGCGCAGGGCAGAGCUGGGAUGUGCAUCAAUAUGGUUACAUGGGGGGAGACAGCCAGAACCGAGGUUCCAGCUCGGGCAGUGGGAUUGGAUUUGGUGGACGACGCCAGAUCAUCGGACCCCGCCCUCCUCCAGGUUCUUGA
Aureobasidium namibiae CBS 147.97 is the source of this 1920-nucleotide messenger RNA. RefSeq lists its product as uncharacterized. The transcript has a single exon. Gene Ontology annotation, molecular function: protein binding. The coding region runs from base 1 to 1920 and encodes 639 amino acids. The record is from RefSeq and is a predicted model, not a curated record. Lineage: Eukaryota; Fungi; Ascomycota; Dothideomycetes; Dothideales; Saccotheciaceae.